This is a messenger RNA of Hyaloscypha bicolor E, 2467 nucleotides long. RefSeq lists its product as uncharacterized. NCBI's taxonomy places the organism in Eukaryota, Fungi, Ascomycota, Leotiomycetes, Helotiales, Hyaloscyphaceae. The record is from RefSeq and is a predicted model, not a curated record. Gene Ontology annotation, molecular function: FMN binding; [methionine synthase] reductase (NADPH) activity; flavin adenine dinucleotide binding. Bases 235 to 2067 code for a protein of 610 amino acids. Gene Ontology annotation, cellular component: cytosol. Gene Ontology annotation, biological process: homocysteine metabolic process. The transcript has a single exon.
CCCGGUCCGCCACCCACCCACCCACCAUUUGCACUCUUCCAUAAUCACUGACCAACGAUUACACCACCGACUGACCACCGACUGACCACCGACGGACCGCUUCCUGAUCCUUCGACAGCGCACGACAGCAGUCGAUAACAAUCAAUUCAAUGCGAUAACUACAAUUGACCUCCUCGUCCGACCCCUCUGUCCUCGUACAUGCUUCGACGAUCAAUCCUCCUCCCAACAAUCAUCAUGUCGCGCCCUAUGGCUAUCCGCACAGCUACCACCUCGCACUGCAUCCCCGAAGAACCCAAUCCCUCCCCGCGAUCUGCAGCACCCUCUCUCACCUACUCCUCCUCCUCCUCAGACGAACCCGAAGAGCCUCAACCGCCCCGAAAGCGACGCGCUUCCACCCGGCUGAUCUCCCAAAAUACCGCAGACGUCCAACGACUCAUCGGCGAGCCGGGCACAAACCUGAUUGAGAGAUGCUGCGGAGGAGGCUGCUACAUGGCCGUAACAAAGAAUGACAAGCUUACCCUCGAGCGUGUCCCUCUGCCAGACAACGACGCGUACAGAGCUCUGCAAUUGAAUGUGGGGCUCAUCCCGACGACAUUGUCUAGCAUCCCAGAGCUGCCUGCAAAGACCAUAUCCCUCCUCCCUAUUAAAAACGACACACCUGUUCCUUCUUCUACAGAUUCGGUCAUCUCAGUCACCUCAAAUUCCGACUCCAUCGACUUCACCCCUCAUCCUGCAACCGAGGCUCACGAAAUCGAUACGAAGAUCCACCCUCCGAAUUUCGUGCAGCCACAUCCCCCCUACAAUGUCUACUCGGCACGCAUAUUCUCUGCGCGCGAGCUGACAAAACCCGGUGCCGAGAAGAGAACCUACCACUUCGACCUCGAUGUGACAGAUUACCCAGAGGAGCUGGGCGUAGAUUUCAAAGUUGGAGGAGCAAUCGGAGUUUCCGCACCCAACGAAGCCUCAACCGUCGACUCCCUCCUCGACCUCCUUCUCAUUCCCCGCUUCCAACGCGACCGCAAAGUCCUACUCAAGACAGAAGGUGGAAGGUGGCCAACAGUAUGGGGCGACGAGCAACCCCGCGAACUCAUCACAACGCGUCGAGAACUCUUAACAUGGUGCAGCGACAUCCAAUCCUAUCCCCCAACUAAGCCUCUCCUCCGCCUCCUCGCCGAGUACGCCACGAACCCAGACGAGAAGAAAGUCCUCCUCUACCUCUGCUCAGCCGAAGGACAGGGCGUAUUCUGCGACUUCAGAACCGGACCACAUGUUACCAUCAACCAACUACUCACCGCGUUCCCCUCCUCCAAGCCUCCUCUCGAUCACCUCUUAAGUCAGUUACAGCAACUCAUGCCCCGCUUCUACUCCCUCUCCAACGACCCCCACGAGUCCUGCGUCCCCGCCGCCGGCUGCUCCCGCCUGAUCGAAAUCGCCGUCACCGUGCACGAGAGUCCAAACUGGACCGGGCCUGCACGCACCGGCGUGGGAAGCGGCUUCUUCGAGCGUCAAGCACAAGCAUUCAUCGCCGCGGAAGCUCGUGGAGAAACCCCCGAUCUGCGUGUUCCCAUGUUCAAGGGAUUGAUGGCAAACCCUCUUGCGCGCGAGUUCGUCUCCGAUGGCCCGAUGCUGUUGAUCGGUGCCGGCGUCGGCGUUGCUCCGUUUCGCGGCUUCGUCCAACGCCGCCUCAAGAACGCGAAUUGCGCGAACAAGGUCUGGGUUUUGCAAGGUGUGCGCGACUCCCUCCUCGAUGAACUCUAUUCCGGCGAAUGGGGCGUCCACGAGAGUGAGGUGAAGAAAGUGGUGCAAAGCAGAGGAGGAAAGGGGGGAGAGGGGGGGAAGAAAUACGUCCAAGACGAAGUCCGAGCGCAGGCGGAUCUAGUGUGGUGGAUCGUUAACAGUCUCGAUGGCCGCGUCUUCGUCUGUGGCAGCAGCCAGGGGAUGGGCGAGGGUGUCGAGAGCGCGCUCGUGGAGGUUGCGAUGAAGAAGGGGAACCUCAGCAAGGACGAGGCGAGGGAGUUCUGGGCGCUGAAGAAGGAGGCGGGUCAGUACAUCGCUGAGACGUGGUAGCGCGACACCCCGCCAGUUGCUCUAGCUCCCCUCUCGACGGUGUCCCGACCCUUGCUGGGAGAACGGCGGAGAUGUUCUUGUUUAUUGUCGAUAUCUUGUUCACUUGUACAAAUUCCUUCUCCUUGGUCUUGCAUUCGCAUUGGACAUGGCGUUUUUGGCGAAGGACGGGAGAAACACGGGCAAUUGGUGCAUUAGAUCGGCGUCUAUUUUUUCUUCCCUUUUCUUCUUUUUUUCUUGCUGGAAUUUUCCUCAUGCGUUUGCUGGGUGGAGAGAGAGCUGAGUUGUUUGGAUAUCAGAGGCAGGGAAAAAACAGAACAUGCAGGAUUGUUCAUUUCAGGGUACCAUUGUAUGGCAUAGCUAGAUAGGAAGCAGAGCAAUCAAUACGUGCUUGGAAAUCAUA